Messenger RNA from Hipposideros armiger (great roundleaf bat), 3673 nucleotides. It is a transcript of the gene HMG20A, whose product is annotated as high mobility group 20A. The transcript has 10 exons. NCBI's taxonomy places the organism in Eukaryota, Metazoa, Chordata, Mammalia, Chiroptera, Hipposideridae. Gene Ontology annotation, cellular component: nucleus. Gene Ontology annotation, biological process: regulation of gene expression. The record is from RefSeq and is a predicted model, not a curated record. The coding region runs from base 211 to 1344 and encodes 377 amino acids.
UUUGAACAAAAUAAUCCCUUCAUUUUUCGGAAGGUAUUGGGAAUAUUUAGUUUUUCUCCUUACCGAAACAAUUUUAAAUGUUACUGCGAUAAGAGAAGUUGCCUAUGGGAAGGUAGUUAAGCAGUUAGGUAAAAGGAAAGAAUGGAUAUCAUAAUAAAGUCUGCGGAGGAAUUUUUGUAAAGCUGUGAGACGACGGAGUGAGAAGAGUGAAUGCGAUUGAGAGAGGCUCAGAGAAUUGUCCUCUGUGCAGGGACUUUCUUUAGCCCCAGACCCCUGCCUGCCCCUAUCGUCAGCAGAGAGAUGGAAACCUUGAUGACUAGCUCCACCCUGCCUCCCCUUUUUGCAGAUGAAGAUGGCUCCAAGGAGAGUAAUGAUCUGGUUACAGCAGGGCUACCCCACCCCGAGGUUCCAUAUGGUCGUGGAACCAUAUCAUCCACCAACAAUCCAGAGUUUGUGGAGGAUCUCUCCCAAGGUCAGUUACUUCAGACUGAGUCCUCAAACACAGCAGAAGGCAGUGAACAGAGGCAUGAAGAUGAGCAAAGAAGUAAACGAGGAGGUUGGUCCAAAGGAAGAAAGAGGAAGAAACCUCUUCGAGACAGCAAUGCACCAAAAUCCCCCCUUACAGGGUAUGUCCGCUUCAUGAAUGAACGUCGAGAACAGCUUCGAGCAAAGAGACCAGAAGUCCCGUUUCCAGAAAUCACUAGAAUGUUAGGCAAUGAAUGGAGUAAGCUCCCUCCUGAGGAAAAGCAGCGCUACCUUGACGAAGCAGACCGAGACAAAGAGCGUUACAUGAAGGAACUGGAGCAGUAUCAGAAGACGGAGGCUUACAAGGUCUUCAGCAGGAAAACCCAGGACCGGCAAAAAGGCAAAUCUCACAGGCAAGAUGCAGCCAGGCAGGCCACUCAUGAUCAUGAGAAAGAAACAGAGGUAAAGGAACGGGCUGUUUUUGACAUCCCUAUAUUUACAGAGGAAUUCCUGAACCACAGCAAAGCUCGCGAGGCAGAGCUCCGCCAGCUUCGCAAAUCCAACAUGGAGUUUGAGGAGCGGAAUGCGGCCUUGCAAAAGCAUGUGGAGAGCAUGCGCACAGCAGUGGAGAAGCUGGAGGUGGACGUGAUCCAGGAGCGCAGCCGCAACGCCGUCUUACAGCAGCACCUGGAGACCCUGCGGCAGGUGCUGACCAGCAGCUUCGCCAGCAUGCCCUUGCCCGGAAGUGGAGAGACACCCACAGUGGACACCAUUGACUCAUAUAUGAACAGACUGCACAGUAUUAUUUUAGCGAAUCCCCAAGACAACGAAAACUUCAUAGCUACAGUUCGAGAAGUUGUGAGCAGGCUCGAUCGUUAGGGACUGGUCUUAGAGCGCCAAGGUUUCUGUAAGUGGUUUUACUAGUGAGGAAUGAGAAGCCAUCUGUGUAAAUUUGAACUGAGUGGAGGCAGAGAGAGAGCACAGAUGACUCUGCUUGUGAAAGAACUAUCAGUUGUGACUUAAAUGCCUUCGCCCCGGGAAGCCAUAUGAGGGAGCAGCAGAAGGACCGUGUAUAUGAACUUCCUGUGGAAUCAUCCUUGUGAAGCUUUGAAAGUAUGUCGCCACUCUCCCAAGUCUUCAGUUUCCUGUCAUCUGCCUUUCUGUUGAGUGGCUCUGCAUAUAUUCUGCUGACUAGGUGGCCCUGAGACUGACAUCUUCAGCAGAAAGCCUUCUCAUUGUACUGCUUCAGACUAGAUGGACCCUUUUAUCAGUGGCACUCUGGUUUUCUAUUUACCUGUCACUUUUUAAUGCCUUUAGGGGUUAUCUUGUUAUUCCCUUCACCCCCACAAAGAGACACAUUUCCAUGUUCUGAGCCCUGGGCUUUUUUGCUCGGCAGGGUCCUGAAGGAGAGUUUCUCUUACUGUGCAUGCCCAGUCUCUUGUCCUGCUGUGACUCCAAAGAAGGGCGCUUCUUGUUGGCAGUGUCCUGUGAGCCAGCCCAUUUCCUGCCCCCAUGGCUCGGCCCAGCCCUGCUCGCCUCGGGGUGCCAGCCCCAUGGAGGCUGUGUGACCGUGGCCCUGAAGGGCGUGCGCCGUCCUUCCUCCCGGGCCCUGCCUGCUGUUUCCUGAGCUUCACCCCUGCAUGUACCCAGCUUCCCAGCCCAGCAAGGCUCUACUGUUCCCUUCUGGUGACAGUGUCUUGUGGAGCAUUUUUGCUGAGGAAAAGGCCUUAGGUAAAUAAGAGAGAAUAGGAAAAAUAGUUUCUCAUUUGACAUUGGGGAAAAAAACAAAAGAGUUUAUCCUGAGUGAAAACUGAGGGAAUCCCUGUCUGCUCUAGGUGUGCUGGUUCAUGGCUGUCACAUUAGUCUCGAGCUGAGAGAGAACACGAAGGAAUUCUUAGGUCCUUUGCCUCUUUCUGUAGCCAUAACUGUAGAAUCCAUCUCAAAAGGACAAGCUGUCCUUCCUUCUCCACCCUUAGUAAAUGAAUUUUUUUUUAAACACCAGGAGGGAAGAGGGGUUUCUGAUUCCCCUCAUCUUCGGUUUGGUUUUGAUGCUCUGCACCCCAAGGCUGACAUUUGCGCUGGGCACCGUCCGGGCACCACACCCCUGAGGCAGGCGGAUGUGUGGCCUCCACAUAGCAUGUCCCCCACCGGGGUGCAGGCUCAUCCUCUCCUCUCAGCAACCCCCACCUGAUUUCUCCAGCAGCCCAAAGGAAAUAAAAGAACAAAACAGGCUUUUUUGAAAUGUCUUCAAUGAACACACAUCAGAGUUCCAUGGACUGAAGCCCGCAUGUCACCACUUGGCAAUUUUUUAGAAUAAGAGCCCAUCAUUAUCUAUUGCUAUAAACCUAGCCAACCCACCUGCUUUUUUCUAUAUUUUCCUGUUCUCACCUUCUGGUCCUGUCACUUCCCUCAGAUUCCUUGCCUGCUUAGUCCAAGCUGGAACACAGAGUCUAUAGCAGAAAGACAUCCAGCCAGUUCUGGAAGUUUGUGUCUGCCUUCUGCCAGAUACUCCUAUCCUUCCUUUCUUCCUCCUCAUACCUCUUUCUGUUCCUCCUGUGUGACUUUGGAGCAGCUUCAUUAGAGUGCCGUUAACCAGGAAAGGCUGUAACUUAGUGCAAACAUCGUCAUGCUCCUAGCCAUCCCUGACACUAACUUGAAACAUUUGUAUGUUCAGAAACGCACCAGAUCUUGAGGGGGCCUCCAGUCUGCAGUCAUUUUCACAAAAUAAGCAGCCUGCCUUUGAAACCCUGGCUCUCCCUGCAGCCACACACCUGGCUUACUGGUGGCUGGGACUCGGUGGCCACAGCACAGUCAGGUCGGGCCGUAAAGCAGGUGUGUGUUGCCUCCUGCCCUCUGUGCCCAAGCAGGAGGCAGUAAGAGGCUCACGUGAUACCUAAUCCAUGUUCUCCAGUAAACCUGUAGAUAUUACUGAGUGUAUAUGUUCUCUAAUAAGUUGUUGCCUAGUCAGUGUUACAGAUUUAUUUCCUUUUAUUAAAACACAAGGAGCAGCUGAGGAAAAUGAAACAAAGUGUUUUAUUUCUGACAAAAUUGUAGAAAAAAAAUUGUGUACAUGUGUUUGGAACUGUUAAAAUGCCAAGUUUUCUGUACAAGUGUUUUUGUAAUUAAACUCUUAGAUUAUCUUUGUUUUUUGAAGAAGUCAGUAUGCUUGCUUGACAUUUGCCUUAUUAAAACUUUUCUAUGUUGGAUC